Symbiodinium sp. CCMP2456 is the source of this 1266-nucleotide messenger RNA. The record is from the annotation of a GenBank genome assembly. NCBI's taxonomy places the organism in Eukaryota, Dinophyceae, Suessiales, Symbiodiniaceae.
AUGGGCGCCUCGUCAGGGGCUCGCUUUCGGCUCCAAGCCAGCGCGGGUCUCAGGUGCCGUGAAGCCGAUUCACUCGGCUGCCGGCUUGAACGACACGAGGACAUGCAAGCAAGAGCCGAUGGACUUGUCCGCUGGUUCCAAGAGCUGAAGGAGAAUGAGGUUCCAGAUGUCGUCGUGUUCAACGAAAUCUUCUCCAAAGCAGCCAGCACCAUCUUCAGACGGCUCUGUAACCCGCAAUGGAGGCGGAAUGGAUGGUAUGCGAAAGACAAUGUUCUCGCCUGCAGCAGUGCUGGGCACUUCGGCUUUGCCACGAGAGUGCUGAAUCCCGCUGGAUGGGUGAAAAUUUCAGGUGGGGUAGUGAUCAUGGUGCGGAAGGGGCUGUACAUAGCAGAUUUCCACGAGGAGGCAUACGUCGAUCAUGAUUUUGAAGACGGCAUGUCGCAGAAGGGCUUCAUGCGUGUGCGAGUUGGGCAUCCUUCCAUCGGGGAUGUGUGGGUUAUCGGAUCCCACGUGCAAGCGUGGCCCCAGAAUGCUGGUAUUCGCGUAAAGCAGUGGAAGCAAAUGUGGAGACACAUUGACACGACGAUCCCAGGGGGCUCCAAGCUGGUCAUUGCAGGAGACAUGAACACGGAGACGUCAGAGGUUGAAACAAUGAAGAAAGAACUUCAUUCAGAGAGCUCGCCUCUCGACGAGUCCGGUUUCUGGCUUCCGCUGCGGACACCGCUUCCGUACAGCUCGUAUGGUGGCGCUGGGCAGAAUGCAUAUCUGCAUUAUGAUCACCAGGAAACUCAUGAAAAGAGUCCGCAUGAUCAAAUCAUGUACGUGUCAGCUGGGAAUAAGUAUCUGAGCCCGAAAAACAUGACAUGGCAAUACUUGCCUAUGAAGUCUGAUGCCUGCUUUCCGAGCGCGAUAACCACACCGAACAUCUCUGUGGAUGACCUGUCUGACCACUAUGCUGCUUAUGCUCAGCUGUGUUAUGGCAGCCGCUGUGAAAUUCAGCAGCUAUCAGGUCAUCGUGGAUUCACCGGCAUAGGCUUGGGCGAUGAAUUUCGCUGUUGCGCUGGGCGCGGCGUGGUAGCUGGCAAGUGCUUCGACUGGGCGCCUGGUGGAGUGCACGCCGGGCAGAUUGGUCUCAGCAGUUCAAAGUUCUGCACCAAAUCCGGGAAGCACACUUGCACGACCGAAGUGCAAGCUGAGAGCGUUGAAGAUUGCUAUGUGAAGCUGGCUGAGAUGGAUCUUCCAUACGGCCUUAUCAAGUGCCAGUAG